Molecule: messenger RNA, 3949 nt
Organism: Arachis stenosperma
Lineage: Eukaryota; Viridiplantae; Streptophyta; Magnoliopsida; Fabales; Fabaceae
Product: protein NUCLEOLAR COMPLEX ASSOCIATED 4-like
Exons: 15
Coding region: 1770-3611 (613 amino acids)
Biological process (GO): ribosome biogenesis
Cellular component (GO): Noc4p-Nop14p complex; nucleolus; small-subunit processome
Source: RefSeq, a predicted model, not a curated record
CCCUGUUCUCUCUUUUCAGAUUUCCCUUCUCCCUGUAUUCUUGCAUGUUGCUGAAUUGCUAAUCAAAUUUGCCUUGUUGCUAAUCUAAAUGUUGCUGUAAAUCGGGACUUUACUUGGAUUUGUUAAAUUUGUUGCUGUAACUUGAAUUUAUUGCCGAAUUUGUUGCUUCCCAGUCACAGAAUCAGAACAGAAUACUCGGUAAGUGCUUGGUUGAUUGGUUUUGCUCACUGAUUGUAUUUGAUGAUAAAUUUUAAAUUGAUAACUUUUAAAUUUUAAAUUUGCACCGCGUGUUACUGAUUCACUGUUGCUUCAGUACUUUUUGUUGUUAAUCAUUGUGAUGAGCUUUAUUAAAAUUGGGUUGAAAACUGUUGAAUCUUUUUUCAUUUUUUAUUGUUCUUAACUUCUGUAAUUAUUUAGUUGGAUAACUGAUGUAAUUAUUGAGUUCAAGAGAUUGAGUUUUUGAUUUGCAAGGUGAUUUUUGGUUGAUUUUUUAUUUAAUUUGAUAAUGGUGUUUAUGAUUGGGGUUAUCUGGUUUUCAUUCUUUUUGAAUUUGAAAAUUCCUCCUACUUCAAACUGCUUAUGCUGCGUCUCACUAUUUCUGGUGUGUAACUUGUAUACUUCUGCAUGAUUCUCUUUUGAUUCCACACAAAGUUGAUGAAAAAAACUGAUUUUGUUAUCUGGGGUAAUCUUAUUCUGUUUCUGUCUAUGCUUUCUUGCUAAUGGAACAUUCUAGUCUAGUUGUUUAGUGAUCAGAAUGUUAUUCCUUCUUAGCUUCAUGGAAUGAAAGAGAAACUACAUUGCAUCCUCAGAGGAAUCAAAAACCAUUAAUUAAUUUAUAUAUUAUUCAUUUUAGUUUUAUGAUUCUAUCAAUUUGGUUGUGUACUUAUUCUUCUUAUUCAGCAUAGGAAUUUAGCUGUGUACUUAUUCUUCUACAUUGGCAUGUUCAUCUUCACUUUGCAAUAACAAAAAGCUUCUCAUUUGAUGAUCUAUUAACUACCUCAUUUUCUCGUACCAUUCCUUUUGUUAUGGCUUUAGCUAAGAAAUUGGAGGGGCUGGAUGAGGAGACAUUGAUGCCAGAAGACACCACCACCAUCAACAUAUCAUUGUUACUUGAAAGUUUCUUUUAGCACAAUAGUUGAAAUCACAAUCAUAAUUACAUAAUAUGUUUAAAUAAUUAUCCCAAAAAAAACAGAAACUCACAAGAACAUCUUGAGGUUUUGAUGAUUGAUAACUCUUUAUGUUGACAUUUAAUAUUUGAUAUUUCUUUAUACUAUUUAACUUGAGUUUGCAUAUUAAUAAGAUUAUAUGAAUUUGAUUGAUGACAUUUAAUGUAGUUUUUUAAAUUUGAAAACUAUUUUAAUAUUUAUAUUAUACUAUAAUUAUAUUUUAGGAUGUUUAUUUAUAAUUUAUUUAUUAUUUUAUUUUAAAACGGUUUUUCCGGUUGAACCACUGGUUUGACCGGUUAGACCAGUAAACCAGUGAACCAGUAGCUAGAGCGGUUUGAUGACCGGUCCGGUUUUCCGAACAAUACAUCCUGUACUGGAGAUUGGAGAACUCUGAAGCGAAGGAACCCUAGCCCUCCAUCGUCGCCGCCGUUCCCAGGUCGUCAGCGCCGCUGCCGUCCCCAGGUCGUCAACACCUCCAUUCCCAGGUCGUCGAACCCUAACCCAGUAACUCGGCAGGUACUCUUCAUCUUCGCUGGCUUCUUGGCAUGGAACCCAGAAACCUUUAACUGCCGCGAGAGGCGAGAGCUCCCAUUGUGAGCAACCAUGGCACCAAACAAAACGAAGAAGAACAAGAAGGGUCGAUACGGCGUCGCGGAGAUAAAAACCCUAGGCAAUGAUCUCCUCUCUUCAGCUUCAAACAUCAACAACCUUCCUCUUCUUCUCAAUUUUGUUAACCCUUCUUCCCCACCACACCAUCUCCUUGAAUCCCUUCUCUCUCUCCACUCCUUCUUCCUCCCUCUCCUCCCCACUCUCCCUUCCUCCUCCUCACGUACCGCCGACGCAAAAGGAUCCGAGCACCAGUCACACUUCAUCUACAAUGCCUGGCUAAGGUCAAAGUUCGAUGAGCUCGUUAAGUCUCUCCUGGAGGUUCUUGUUUCGCCGCGGCAACAGCAGGAGGAGCAGGAGGCUGUCAAGGAGGUCGUGCUUGACACGCUAAUGGAGUUCGUUAAGGUUGCUAAUGGCGGCAGGUUCCAUUCUGCUAUAUACCAUAGGUUCCUCCAUAGCAUUGUCCAUUCUGAGAGUUCGGUUGAAUUUUUGGUGGAUUUACUAACAGCGAAGUAUUUCAAGUAUAUUGAUGUGUGUUAUUUUACACUCAUUAGCCUGAAAAAGCUGGCAACAACUUUGGAGGGAAAAGAUCAAUCAGAGGAUAAAAGUGAAAAUGCAGAUGUUGCGGAUGCAAGUCAGUUGAGCUCAAGUACGGAGCGUGUCAUCCACAAUAUCUAUUACACCAUAUCACGUGUCCCUCCUUUUGAAAACUCAGAUAAUACAUCUGAUCUUGAAAUGUGGAGCAGAUCAGAAAAUGAACAUAAGCAGCCUUGUGGAGAUGUGAAUGCAGAUGAUAAGCAGGUGAAGCCUGGAAAGCAUGACAAUAGUGUACUCUCUGCAGCCAAAAUUGCUAAGAAAAUGAAAUUAAAAUUUACCCAAGCAUGGCUUUCAUUUCUCAGAUUGCCACUUCCACUUGAUGUGUACAAGGAGGUUCUUGUUAAUCUCCACCAAGUCGUUAUUCCACAUCUUUCAAAUCCUGUCAUGUUGUGUGAUUUCUUAACAAGAUCAUAUGACAUUGGUGGCGUUGUCAGUGUGAUGGCUCUUAGCAGCCUGUUUAUACUCAUGACCCAGUAUGGAUUAGAAUACCCAAAUUUCUACGAAAAACUCUAUGUUCUCUUAGUUCCAUCUAUCUUCAUGGCGAAACAUCGAGCAAGAUUUUUCCAGCUUCUUGAUUCUUGCCUCAAGUCACCACUUCUUCCAGCUUACCUGGCUGCAUCAUUUGCUAAGAAAAUGAGUAGGUUAUUGCUUUCAAUUCCUCCCUCAGGAGCAUUGGUCAUUACAGCUCUUAUCCACAAUAUUUUGCGUAGACAUCCAUCAAUUAAUUGUUUGGUGCACCGGGAAGAUCAAGUUGAUGAAGGAAAAGGGGAUAAGGCAACAGAUGAAGCAACUGCUGCAAACUCGGACGAUGCAAAGGUCAGUGCCAGCCAAAAGUUAGGCAUUGACCAUUUCAACUACGGAGAACCUAACCCUAAGAAGUCAAAUGCUACGAGAAGUUCUCUUUGGGAAGUUGAUACUAUUCUUCAGCACUACUGUCCUCCUGUCUCACGGUUUGCUUUGUCUCUUGAGAAUGAUUUGACAGUCAGGGCCAAAACAAGUGAGGUUAACGUUGGUGAUUUUAGUUCUGGUUCAUAUGCAACAAUAAUUGGAGCAGAGAUGUCGCGGAGGGUAAAGCAGGUUCCUCUUGCAUUCUACAAAUCAACUCCUUCCACUUUGUUUUCAGACGCCGAUUUUGCUGGUUGGACUUUUGAUUUCAAAGACACCUCCGAAAUAAUGCACGGUAGUGAUGAGAAUGCUGAUAAAGAUGAUCAAAACUCUGGGAAACGGCAACGAGUAGUGUGACCAGUAUUCAUGUUUAUCAACCACCAAGAGUAUCUACUGCUUGUGUUCUGUGAAGAUGUGCUACCAUACCUUCCUAUAUUUUGUUAAGCAAAGGAGGAAAAAUGGACCCUUAAGGAAUUUGGAGGGAGUGUUACAUGCUCAUUCAUACUAACAAAAAAAGCGUGACUAAAUAUGUGAUACUCAUCUCCAUUAAUUUUUGUAGCUUAAGGUUGGGGGAUUCGCUUAGCCUGUUCUUUAUAUAUUUUUAGUAAAUUGAAAUUCAGUGUGAAAAUUUUCAUGUAUCUACAAAAUUUUCAUGUUCUUUAUAUAUUUUUAGCAAUUAGCAUUGUUUCUGUUUU